UGAAGAAAGUCCACCGAUGUCUGUGAACUUGGUGGCCUUUGCAGUGACCAACUAUGUAUCCAGGGGAUAUCUAUCUCCCAACCAGUUACCUCUAGGUAUCCUAGUUCCUGUUCAUCUCAUUGAACAAGCGGAAUUUGCACUAGAUCGCACCCAGGAAUUCCUGCAAGCAAUUGAAAUGUAUACAGCACGACCAUUUUCCCUACCAAAACUCGACGGCAUUGUAAUCAAUGAUUUUAUAUACCUUUCAAUGGAAAAUUGGGGAUUAAUGACAUACGACACCAAAUUUCUGCUGUACACCCCGGGAGUGACAAAUCUAGCCCAGACAGUGGACAUUGUAAAAAUAAUAACACACAAUCUAAUGCAUAACUACUUUGGGAACCUAGUUGGUAUCUCCUGGUGGUCGUACACUUGGAUGACAGAGGGAUUUGCAACUUACUUCGAAUAUUACAUGACUGAUGAAUACUUUCCAGAACUCCGUAUGUCUGAUAUAUUUGUAAUUGAAUAUAUGCAAAGAAGUCUCUAUGAAGAUGCUCUCAUUUCUACACGACCAAUGACUAAUUAUGUUGAAGACGUCUUUGACAUUGAUGUUGUCUUCGAUGGCGUAGCUCUUAGAAAAGGUCCAUCGGUGCUUAGAAUGCUAGACCACGUACUGGGGAAAAGUACCUUCCAGAAGGGAAUAAGAUACUUCUUAGAAGAAAUGGCAUACGACAUCGCAGAACCAAGUGAUCUGUACAGAAAUCUUCAGCGUGCGGUGCUUGAAGAUCAAGCUUUGCCUGAGAACCUCACAGUAGCUGAUUUUAUGUAUCCAUGGGAGCACGUUGUAGGAUAUCCUCUAGUUACCAUCAUGAGGAACUACCAAUCCAACGAGAUAGUCAUAAAUCAAAGAAGAUUCCUCUUCCAAAACAACGAAGAUGACCCUGAAUGUUCUUGCUGGUACAUUCCACUCUCAAUCGCAACAGCUACCAAUCCCGAUAUGGGGAAUACGAAACCAUUCGCAUGGAUGCAAAGAGGAACGAAGGAAUUAGUCCUCACAGGUUCUGGUAAUCAUUCUUGGACAUCAAACGAUUGGGUGUUGUUCAAUGUACAGCAAACGGGCUACUACAGAGUAAAUUAUGACACUGAAAAUUGGAGACUACUAGCAACUGAACUCCAUCAAGGACCACCCUUCAAAAUUGACACACUCAACCGGGCUCAACUUAUUGACGAUUCCUUCAAUUUUGCCUAUUCCGACGUCAUUGAAUUUCCCAUCGCGCUGAAUAUCAUUAAAUACAUCCGAGAAGAAGCAGAAUUUUCUGUAUGGACAACAGCUAAUAAACACCUCAUAAGUCUCAAUCGUAGGCUUGAAGGACCUACAUAUACACAAUAUUUCGGCAGGUUUCUCAGACAUCUAACAGUAGACCUAUUCAGGAAGUUAGAUGUCUUCGAGAAUGUCAAUGAUGAAGAAAGUGCCCGGAUCACAUUCCUCCGACCAAUUAUUGUAGACCUAGCUUGUCGUUCGGGACUUGGAAUUUGUCUUACAGCUACAAGGGUUCUUGUAAUGGCAGAAGCUCUGACUGGACAACGUCUGGUGCCUCAGGAACAAAGUUCCGUGUACUACUGCCAUGGUUUGAAAAACGCCAACUGGCAAACGUACUUGUACUUCUGGAAUAGAUUGCAUUCACUCACAAAUGACCAAGAAAGGCAUCACCUUGUGAAUGCUCUGAGUUGCUACCAAAGUAGCUCUUCAGUUUACGACUUACUACUGACCACAUCUGUAAUAGAUACAAUAGAAAUUGUCUACGGUAUGCUGGAACGUUUCAGUAUCUUGUCAACGGCGUUCCGAAAUGGUCACGUGAGAGUGGUCAUAAACUUCCUGAAGGAUCACCAUGAAGAUGUAGCGAAAACCUACACUUUCAACCAUCGAAUGGAUGAGGCACUUCGUGAAAUGUCUGGAUAUCUUCGAACUGAAGAAGAUGUGACUGAAUUUGAAGAAAUGCUCCAAAUUUUCUUUGAAGCUGGACAUCUAAGUUCUUUCCAAAUUGCCGGUAUCAGGCAAGAAAUGGAACACAAUCAAAAAUGGAUAAAUGAAAAUAAGGAUCAAAUCGAAGAGUGGAUUAGCAACUUCUUCGAUCCUGUCGAAAAUUCUUCAUCUACCAAACAUAUUUCGCUUGGAAUCGUCUUCUUUGGAAUCCUUCUUAAACUUUUCUUCUAGUGUUCAGUAUAUUCUAAUCCUCUAUUAUGCUUCUAUGUAUAACGCAUAUUUGAUAAAGUUAUGAUGAACUUGAAAUAUUAUCUUCAUAUAGUGGAUAUUCAAUAAAUAACUAUGAUUGACGUUGAGUCUGAUAGGCAGA
Molecule: messenger RNA, 2330 nt
Organism: Phlebotomus papatasi
Lineage: Eukaryota; Metazoa; Arthropoda; Insecta; Diptera; Psychodidae
Product: aminopeptidase N-like
Exons: 3
Coding region: 17-2191 (724 amino acids)
Biological process (GO): proteolysis; peptide catabolic process
Cellular component (GO): cytoplasm
Molecular function (GO): metalloaminopeptidase activity; peptide binding; zinc ion binding
Source: RefSeq, a predicted model, not a curated record